Trichoderma harzianum CBS 226.95 is the source of this 2017-nucleotide messenger RNA. RefSeq lists its product as hypothetical. The transcript has 3 exons. Lineage: Eukaryota; Fungi; Ascomycota; Sordariomycetes; Hypocreales; Hypocreaceae. Bases 304 to 1536 code for a protein of 410 amino acids. Gene Ontology annotation, molecular function: magnesium ion transmembrane transporter activity. Gene Ontology annotation, biological process: magnesium ion export from mitochondrion. The record is from RefSeq and is a predicted model, not a curated record.
GCCCACGCGACCGCCCAAGGCAUCGAGACCCUUGGAAAAAGAGGCUUUGCCGUUGAAUUCGACCUUUUCACCAUAGCAUUUUUGCUCUCCCGCUUGUUUCAUUUCGGCCGUCGAACAAGGGGAGACAAGUUUUGUUCCGAGUUGCGACUUUGCGCUGCCGUGCGCCGGGCUGUUGUUUUUUUUUUCUCCCGUGGACCCUUUUUUUUACUCUUCUUCUUCUUUCGUCAUUUCUUUCUUCCUCUUUCGCAUACUAGACAAAGCCGAGAGUUCUCUCAAUUGGGCGCUCUUUCUCCUCUUUCUCAAAUGUCCGAAGGCCUCUCCAGCUCAGAGCAAUUCCCCCUCGCCGGCUUCAAUUCUGCGACCGCAAAGCCCGACGGCGCGACAACCAGCGAUUCCACUGCGGCGGCAGGCCGUGACACUGCCCUGGAGCCUCGUCAUGCCGGCCACUUCUCGAUAGCCUCGUCCGACAGCCAAUCUGUUCACGCCAUGCAGGGCCAAGAUGUCGAGGCUGAGGGUCGGCCGCCAUAUAUUCACGCAAUGAUUGCGGGAGGCCUUGGAGGCUCAACGGGUGAUAUGCUGAUGCAUUCACUGGAUACCGUCAAGACGCGACAGCAGGGAGAUCCUCAUUUCCCUCCGAAAUACUCUUCCUUGGGACGAUCCUACCACACCAUCUGGCGGCAGGAGGGCAUUGCGAGGGGCUUGUACGGAGGCUGGCUCCCAGCGUUGAGCGGUUCAUUCCCCGGCACGCUCAUGUUCUUUGGCACAUACGAAUGGAGCAAGCGGUUCUUGAUAGAUCACGGCCUUAACCACCAUCUCGCUUAUCUCUCAGCGGGAUUCCUGGGAGACCUGGCGGCUUCCAUUGUCUACGUGCCAUCCGAAGUCCUCAAAACCCGACUGCAACUCCAGGGGCGCUACAACAACCCCCAUUUCGUCUCAGGCUACAACUACCGCGGCACCCUCGACGCCGCACGCACAAUCAUCCGAACAGAGGGCACCUCUGCGCUCUUCCACGGCUACAAGGCCACCCUAUAUCGAGACCUGCCGUUUUCCGCGCUCCAGUUCAUGUUCUGGGAGCAGUUCCAGGCUUGGUCAAGAGUGUACAAGCAGAGCCGCGACAUCGGCGUGCCCCUGGAGCUCUUGACCGGCGCCGCUGCGGGCGGUCUCGCCGGCGUCAUCACAUGUCCCCUCGACGUCGUCAAGACUCGCCUGCAGACGCAGGUCAACAUCCCCUCCGAGCCCGAACAUUCGCACCGGCCUAAGGACCCCAACCCGCAGAAGCGACUGAUAUCCACGUCGUCACCAAGCACGCAUAGACCCAAACCCGGUGCCAUCGCGCUCAAGACAUCAUCCGUCUUUACUGGACUGAGGGUCAUCUACCAUACCGAGGGUAUGAGCGGCUGGUUCCGCGGCGUUGGGCCCCGUGGCGUGUGGACUUUUAUCCAGAGCGGCUGUAUGCUCUUCUUGUACCAGCGGCUGCUUCACAAGCUGGAGGUUUGGAUGCCUCUGGAAAAUCCUGAGAAUGAAGCAGCACUUUAAAAAAGAAGAGAUACUCUUGCUUGCUCAUUUUCUUUCUUCGUUUGCUAUUUUUUAAUUUCUUAUUUGUACAUUGACAGUGAGCAUUAUGAUGCGAAGACAUACACUCAGCAUUGCGGAGAGGAGAAGCGAAUAUCGAGAGGCGAUAUUACCAUGUAUAAAUUUACUAGAUGGAAGGGGGGAAGGGGAUGAGGGAAAGAUGAAGAAGAAGACUCAAGUUUUACAAAAAUGAACGGGGGAGGACUGAUUGGAAGGAUUUGGAGCGGACCCGGUCACUUUGUGUGAGGCGUUUUAAGGGGGUUUAGAACUGGGAUGAUAAGAUGGCAUUCUUUGAUAUAUGAUAUAGAUAGAGGGCAUGGGAAGGACAUACGUGCCAAAUCUCCAACAUGUGUUAUUACUACCUACCAUUCACUCGCCAUUCAGUUUGUAUUUUGCUUUGUUAAAUAUCACUGUAUUCUAAGUCGGUGUAUUAGAAAGGGGGGCU